Messenger RNA from Gongylonema pulchrum, 935 nucleotides. The record is from the annotation of a GenBank genome assembly. NCBI's taxonomy places the organism in Eukaryota, Metazoa, Nematoda, Chromadorea, Rhabditida, Gongylonematidae.
AUGACACAAGCGAAUGAAUGCCUUCUCUCGGAAACAUAUUACCAUGGAAUCAUUGACCAAUACGAUAUGCAAAGAAUGCUGGUUCGAGAUGGUGAUUUUCUUUUCGGUAUUCCAGAAGAAGACGAAAAGGAGUCCGUUGUAUGGGUGGUGCGAUACAGUGGUGAAUUACGUGCAUUCAGCAUUGGUUUAACCGAGAAAGAUCUCUGUUUCGUCAAUGAAAAAUGUUUUCGAAAAGUAUCCGAAAUGGUUGACCAUUAUGUUCGAACACGAAAGCCAUUGCACAAGACGUUACCCAUUGUGGUAAAACGACCAGUACCGCACCCAGCUUGGGUAAUAUCUCACGACCGGAUACGUUUGAAGGACGAGCUAGGCAGAGGUCAAUUCGGAUGUGUUUACAAAGGAAUACUGCAAGUUGGCCACACGUACAAAACGGUUGCUGUGAAAACUUACGUAGGACACACCGAUAAAGCUAAACGAAUUUCAUUCUUACAGGAAGCAAAAGUAAUGAGAGAGUAUAAACACGAAAACGUAGUGCAACUGAUUGGUGUCGCAUGCCAGAAAGAACCGCUCAUGAUCAUUGUCGAAUUUUGCGGCGGUGGAUCCUUGCUUAAGGAGGCAGCUGCAGGAAUGAAAUAUCUCGAAGAAAAAAAGUGCAUUCAUCGUGAUGUCGCCGCCAGGAACUGUCUUCUCACAGAACAAAUCUUGACGCUGAAAAUAUGCGAUUUUGGAUUAUCAAUUAAGAGUGAACAGUUGGAAAACGAAAAAGAGAUUCAACUACCAACGAAAUGGCUGGCACCGGAGGCCAUCAAAAUGAGGCAUUUCACUACCAAAAGCGAUGUUUGGGCAUUUGGUGUAUUACUGUUUGAGAUAUUCACCGAUGGCAAUGAACCUUAUCCUGGUGAAAAUUCAUUUUACUAUCAUUACACCGAAUAAAC